Molecule: messenger RNA, 3507 nt
Organism: Engraulis encrasicolus (European anchovy)
Lineage: Eukaryota; Metazoa; Chordata; Actinopteri; Clupeiformes; Engraulidae
Gene: slc16a5b
Product: solute carrier family 16 member 5b
Exons: 5
Coding region: 802-2619 (605 amino acids)
Biological process (GO): transmembrane transport; monocarboxylic acid transport
Cellular component (GO): plasma membrane
Molecular function (GO): monocarboxylic acid transmembrane transporter activity
Source: RefSeq, a predicted model, not a curated record
UUCAGCUUCACGUGAAGCAUGGUCUGCGUUUUUCGAAUAGCCUUCUCUUCGAACUCUUGACGAAAAUACCUAUCAGAGAUGAGAUAACAGUGCAACAUUGAGAGAAUAGGCCUACGAUGUUGUUUUCGUGAUUGAUUUUAUAGGCAGUGCGGCGCGCGCGCGCGCGCGCGGUGAUCAGGAGCGCCAACGCAGAUGUCUCUGAGAAAAGAGCGGCGACAAGCACCAGAGGAAAGUGACAAACUGGGGAGCAGGACAAUUGCUGGACAAUUUUCAAGCCAAAUUGACAAGCUAAAAUGUUUGGCCGUGUUUUUUGUAAACCAACAGCUCCUCCCUUUUAAAGCACCCCUUCCUUUGGGAUUAACGAAAUUAUGACCGUCCCCAAAGGAGAUUAUCACAGGAGCUCUCCUGUACAAGGUUGCAUGUCCGAGUUGGUCCGUGUAAGGAUUUUCACGGGGAGGCGCUCGUCAGAGGGAUACUGAAAGUUGAGAACAGGCGAACUUUUGCCGCCCAUAAAUUAGGCUACACAGCAUAUUUAAUAGGAGAGUGGAUUCUGAGAGCCUAGCGCAAUGCUGCACCUCGUUUCUCCGUGAACCCGUUUUAUCUAUUGGAUCAACAAUGAUGUAUUUAGGCAACACGACACUGUCACGAUGACACCAACACUGUCCUAAAUGAACCUCGCGCGCUACGUGAGAACAGGCAGAAAAACUACGUUUUCUUUGAGUUCGAUUGAUGAAGAUGCAGUAGGGAGACCAGACUGAGAACACUGAACUUGGUGUGUGGGUGCUACAGUAGCUGAACAGAAUGACAGAGGGACUGGAGGUGCAUCAGAGUGACUCCCCUAGAUCUGUGCCUGUGGACCACCACCACCACCACCACCCCAAUAGCAGCCUGGUGCGGCGCGGCAUCCCUACUGCUGAUGAAGCUCCACAUCAGCACCACUUGAACAGGGGCCGCACAGCGUCCUCGCCUCAAUCAGCAGACUCAACACUGGAACUAGAGAGAGGCGCCGUCCACUCUGAGGAAAAGGACAGGCGGGAAGGAAUGCCGUCCAGGGAGCCAGAGUCUGUCAGUUCCUGUGAUGAUAACCAGGGGCCAGAUGAGGAGCUGGGCGAGGAACAGAGGCAGGCCAGGCCACCAGAGCCACCGGACGGAGGGUGGGGAUGGGUAGUGGUGGUCUCCACCAUCCUGGUCCUGGCCCUUACCCUGGCCUUCCCCUCUUGCAUUGGCAUCUUCUACACGGACUUGCAGACGGAGUUCAGUGCCAGUAACAGUGAAACCUCUUGGGUUCCCGCUAUCAUGACGGCUGUUCUUCAUGGAGGAGGGCCCCUGUGCAGCGUGCUGGUGGAGCUGUUUGGGUGUCGGCCGGUGGUGAUCCUGGGGGGCAUACUCAGCGGCGUGGGGAUGACGGCCAGCUCCUUUGCCCAGUCCAUCACCGCACUCUACAUCACCGCUGGCAUCAUCACAGGUCUGGGCUUCUGCUUUUCCUUCCAGCCUGCGAUCACGAUGAUUGGCCACUACUUUGUGCGGCGGCGGGCGUUCGCCAACGCCAUGUCGUCCACGGGCACCGCACUGGGCCUCAGCGUCCUGCCGCUGCUGGCAAACUUCCUGCGCGGCCGCUACGGCUGGCGAGGCAGCUUCCUGAUCUUCGGCGGUAUCCUGCUCAACUGCUGCGUGUGCGGGGCUGUGCUGAGGCCCCUGGGGGGCCCCAAGAGGAGGAAGACCUCUGACACCAAACCAGACCCCCUCCAUCAGGCCGAGAAUGGCCACAGCCACCCCCAGAAGAAGAGGAAGCACCCUGGUGGUCUGAAGGCUCAGCUGUGGAGCACACUCUCUGUGCUGGCCUCCUUCCUGCACAAGCACAUGGGCUUCGACCUGCUCCGUACCAACCCGCGCUACCGAGCCUUCGCCCUGAGCGUGUCCUGGAUGAUGCUGGGCUUCACCGUGCCGCUGCUCUACCUGGUGCCCUACGCCACCUCGCACGGCAUCACGCAGGACACGGCCGCCAUGCUCAUGUCCAUCCUGGGCCUGGUCAACAUCUUCAUGCGGCCCGCCGUGGCGCUCAUCUUCGGCCUGCCGCGCUUCCGCCGGAGCCCCUACUUCGUGUACGUGUUUGCGGCGGCCAUCUUGGUGAACGGCCUGAGCAGCAGCAUUUGCGGGAUGGGCGCCACCUUCCCCGUGCUGCUGGCCUUCGUGGUGCUGUUUGGCCUCUCCAUGAGCUUCAUCGGCUGCCUGCUGGUCACCGUGCUCAUGGACACCGUGGACAUCCGCCGCUUCCACUCGGCCCUGGGGCUCAUCUGCUGCAUGGAGAGCGUGACCGUGCUCAUGGGACCACCGCUCGCAGGUCUGAUGAUGGACAGGAUUGGUGAGUACAAGUGGAUCUUCUACGCCUGCAGUGUAAAUGUGGCCACGGCCGGCCUCUUCCUAAUGGCCUCCUUCUUCUACCUGGACCGCCAGCGGGCAAGGGAAGCCAAGGAGAGCUGCACCACCCCACCUGACCACCAGCAACCCUCCAGACCUAUGCUGGCCCUCACAGUCUCUGACACAGACGCCAACCCACUGCCCUUAUUACAGGCGCAGCAGACACAGGACUUAGACGGUGUUAACGUGUCAGAGGUGUAAAAUGUACAGUAUUGAUUAUGUCUGAGACAGCACUUUUUCUUAUAACAGCACAUUUUUACUGUGUUGUUUUUUAGUGCCUAAAGACUCACUGAACAAAAAUGCCAGCAGAGAACAAGCCUGUCUGUGCUGCACUUUUUUGUUCUUCCUGUCUAGGCUGUCACCAUUCUUUCCUGUAUUUCAGCACAUUUUUUGUUCUUUCUUUUUUUAUUUAAAGUGUUUUUACGGAGGGGUGCAAAAAGCAACACCCUUCCUUUCUCCGUUUUGUGGACCGUAUGGGUGUUUUAUACUGUACAAAUGAAACAUCUAUAUUUUCUAACUUAAGUAGACCUAUUAUACCUUAAAGCUGUCAUACAAAAACCAAUCACAAAGUAGCUGCUAAUUGUGGUAAAUGUCUGCUGUAGGCUAUAACAUAGAUUUACUUGGAGCUGUAUUUGAAAGAGCCAUCACUGUUGUGAAUGAAAUAUUUCCUUCAACAUACAAGCUGUUCAGCUAACAUGCAUAUUGGUCAAAGUAUUUUUUUACUUGAUUUAUAUGGAUUCAUACAUUGGCCAGUUGCAGUUCUUAUUAGUAAGAUGCACAAGUCACCAUGAUGGUCUUCUAUGUUUACACUGAUGUCACUGGGCAAAGAGUUUUUUGAUGUCACAAGAUAAAUAUCUUUGCUUUGAAUGUUUUUUUUUUAUUAAAUGAACUUUUUAGGACUGUAAUUGUGGAAGUACUCUAAAAUGGAAUAGCAAGCUGCAUAUUCUUAUUAAAAUGUUAUUUUGAAUGUUUAGUACGAUGAUUCACACAAUUUAUGAAGGUCAUCUAAUUAAUAUUUUCUAUAUGGCACUUAGAACAAGUACAAGUUGAUUGUGGAAUUGUAAUUAUUUAAAAAAUAAAAUGGAAGAA